UUUAUCUCGAUUUUCGAUAUCACGUAUUCUCGUGUGCCGUGCGCUCGUGCUCAAUUCACUUCGUAAUUUGUGAAUUUGAUUCAUGAAUUGAUGUUUGUCAUAUCUUAGGAGUUAGGACAUAGUUCGUGGGGUACUGUGCAUAUCAAAAAUUUGGGUAUUACACCCGGGUUUCUCAGAAAAAUUAAAUAUAAUCAUUUAAUAGUUUUCUUUCAUUAGAGUAUUAGACAUGUCUCUAGCAGAACCCAGAAAACGGCGAAAGAACGCUAUACAAAGUAUUAAUUUGUCGGCCCCAAAUCACUGGACAAAUGAUGAUUCAAAGUUUGGACAGCGGAUGCUUGAAAAAUUUGGUUGGUCUAAAGGAUCUGGCCUUGGAAAAAAUAAGCAAGGAAUAUCAGAAAACAUAAGAGUUGAACACAAAGUGCACCCUACAGGACUAGGAUUUAUAGCAAAUAAUGCAGACGAUUGGUUCAAAGCAGGUGAAGAUUAUUCACGCUUAUUAUCACAAUUAACAGAAAAGUUUGACCAAUACCAAGCACUAUCAGAACCAAAUAAUGAUACAACUUCUAAAAAAUCACUUGUUGAAAAUUCAUUAAAUUCAAGAUCAAGAGUUCAUUACCACAAAUUCACUAAGGGAAAAGAUUUAACACAAUAUAAAAAAGAAGAAUUGGCAUGCAUAUUAGGAAAAGGUGUUAAAGAUGAUGAUGAAAGUUUAAAUGGUUUAAAUAUGAAAGAAUAUUUUGAAUCCAAAAAAGAACGUAAAAAAUUAAAAAUAGAUAAACAUGAUACAUCAUCAAGUAAUGAAGAUAAUAACACUAUGGAAGAAGCAAUUUCUAUUAAAGACAAAGCGGAAACUCAAACUGAAGAACAAGAAGUUAAUACCAUGCUACUAAAAAAAAAUAAACGCAGAGCCAAACAGCUUAAAGAUACUGAACUUAUACCUCUGAAUGCAGAUGAAAUUCAGUUUAAAAAAAAGAAAAAAAAAGAGAAAGAACUCAUCUGUGAAAAAAAUGAUGACAUUGAAGUGUCAAAAAAAAAAACCAAGAAAAAUAAAUUAACUACCAACGAGAAUUUAGAUGAAAUAUCUAAAGAAGAUGACAACAAAACAUUAGUAAAAAAUGAUGUUGAUGAACAAAACUCGGAAUUGGUUUUGACGCAUAAAUAUCAAAAUUUAGUUGAUCUCUUAAUAGAGAACAGUUCUGCAGGUACUAAAUUUUGUAAGGAUUCACCAAAUCCUUUGUUCCAAAAAAAAAUGAAAAAGUUUGCUGAUAGUGUCGCUCAUCAAUGCUCAACCACAGUUAAUUCUACUGAAAUAAAAUCUUCAAAAAAAGAAACGACUCUUAAUCCAAUAACUUUGAAUCCGGAUGCUGAAAAUUUUAUUAAAGACUUUGAAGAACAGAAAUCCAAAUCUCUUGAGAUUAUAGCUAAACGUCAACAAUUGGCAAAAUACGUAAAUGAAAAAUCUAUGUUUAUUGCUAAUCACGGGGAUGUGUUAUUCUUUGGUAGUAAUAUAAAUGAUAUCAAAGGCUAUGGUGAAUGGUAAAUUAAAUUUUAUAAUAAAUAUCAAUAUUCUUCAAUA
Rhopalosiphum padi (bird cherry-oat aphid) is the source of this 1576-nucleotide messenger RNA. Its product is annotated as PIN2/TERF1-interacting telomerase inhibitor 1-like. The transcript is spliced from 4 exons. The record is from RefSeq and is a predicted model, not a curated record. Gene Ontology annotation, cellular component: nucleolus. NCBI's taxonomy places the organism in Eukaryota, Metazoa, Arthropoda, Insecta, Hemiptera, Aphididae. Gene Ontology annotation, biological process: regulation of ribosome biogenesis. Bases 227 to 1540 code for a protein of 437 amino acids. Gene Ontology annotation, molecular function: nucleic acid binding; telomerase inhibitor activity.